GCUGGUGAAACCGGAGUCAGCAAGAUGCCACAGACGAUCAAAGUAGAUCAGUGCGAUUAUUCAGAGGGAACUAAACCUUAGAAAGGCAGCAAAGAGAAAAAAAAUAAUGAUUUACUGGGAAGGAAAGUCAUUUCACAGUGUGAUGCAUUUAUUGUUGUCUAAAUUUGACAAUAUUAAACUGUUAUGUCACCAGGACGGAGUCUGCCGCAGGAUGUGAAAUCUACGUUGGAUCAAAUGACACACACACACGUAUGUACGUACCUGCUGUGGAAACUGAUAUGUUUGAACACCUGAUCAGACUACAGGAUAAUAACGUUUGGGAUUGCUGAUGCAGAUCCAUCAUAAGCUUGACUGUUAAUUUCCUCAUCAUUGUCAUCCACCGCCACUACUACCUGUUCCCUGGAGAACGGAUCUGGUUAGUCAGACAUGACGGCAACUGAAGUCUCGGAGAAAUCAAGUUCUGGCCUAGCUGUGAUGUGGACGAAGCAUAUGGAAAAUUAAUAAUCCGUUUGAUUGGAGUACAUCACACUUGCAUCGUUGCCAGUGUGUUUCAAGUGACACAGUUCUAUCUGACCUUUGUGUUCAGCCUUAUGAAAUCUUCAGGCAAAAGUUCAUAUCACUGUGUGUUGUGAAAUACUUAUACCAAAGAAUUGACAAAUUUAUUGGAACUUGGUCAUUCGCUACAAAAACCUUUUCAUAAAAGUCAGUAGAUUAUGUUUUUCAUAAAUGAUAUAUUGAAAAAGCAACUUGAAAAGUUGGUGCAAUUUUCAACUGAUGUACCGCUUUGGUUUCAAGACUGAAACUACGCAUGAAAAUGAGGCGUAAAACGCUAUUUGGGGGCCUGCUAUGCAUGUGCUUCGUAUUUUUCAUAUACAGUUUUUUCCCUUGUGAAAAUGGACCCAAGGCUUACAUGGUUCCCAAAGAACAAAUUAAGUAUAUAUAUGACCACAAUCAGAAAGCCAUACCCUACGACAAAAAUAUGCCACUAAUCUUCAUCGGUGGCAUGCCACGUAGUGGCACAACAUUGAUGCGUGUCAUGCUCGACGCACAUCCGGAAGUCCGAUGUGGAGAGGAAACACGGGUCAUUCCAAGGAUUCUUGGAAUGAGGACUCACUGGCAGCGAUCGGAGACGGAGAAACGUCGUUUAAACGAGGCAGGAAUCACGGACGAUGUCAUAGACUCUGCAAUAACGGCAUUCAUGUUAGAAGUGAUUGCCAAGCAUGGGGAGGCUGCACCAAGGCUGUGUAAUAAAGAUCCGUUUACACUUAAAUCUAGUCUAUAUCUCUCCAAGUUAUUCCCAAACUCCAAAUUCUUGUUCAUGAUACGUGACGGUCGAGCCGUUGUGCAUUCAAUAAUCUCAAGGAAGGUUACAAUAACUGGAUUUGACCUUUCCAGUUAUCGCAGUUGUCUUAAGAAAUGGAAUCAAGCUAUGGAGUCAAUGUAUGCCCAAUGUCUUCACGUGGGGUCGGGACAUUGUAUGCCCGUCUACUACGAACAACUUUCACUACAUCCAGAAUUGUGGAUGAAACGGAUUCUGGAAUUCCUUGAUUUGCCUUGGAACAGUUCUGUACUUCAUCACGAGGAUUUUGUUGGAAAACCUGGUGGAAUUUCAUUGUCAAAGACGGAGAAGUCAUCCGACCAGGUCAUUCGUCCGGUGAAUAUUGAGGCUCUGAGUCGCUGGGUGGAACAUAUACCAAAACAGGAGAAAACAGAUAUGGGUACGAUUGCCCCGAUGUUAAAAACUCUGGGUUACGAUCCCUCAGCCAACCCACCUGACUAUGGAAAACCCGACCCAAGAGUCGCAGAUAAUACCAUGCAUAUAAAACAGAACUUAGAGUUUUGGAAAAAUCGUGAAAUUGAAAUUAUGACUUCAGAAAAAAUCCAUCAAAGAAGAAAAUCCAAUAUGGACAAUGAGCCACCAAGUUGAUGAUUGUUAUUGAUGUGUUUGUUGAUGCCUAUGACAGAAAAGUAUAUUUUCAGAAGAUUGACACGUUCUAUUUAUAUUGUCACAAAUUAAACCAAGCCAUGAAAGUGUUCACAUGAGAUCUAAGAGUUAGAGUAUCACAGAAUCAAUCUCUCCUGUAAAAAUCUCAACCAGAGGGUAAGGAUUUCACGGGUUUAAGCACAUGCAUGAGACUGUACUUAUAGAGUUCAGAUUUCUCCAUACAACAUCUAGGUUUUAUAUAAGGAGUCCACUGUGAGGGUAAGACAGAGAAAUCUUAACCUGACAAGUGAUAUUCUUGAUUGUCUAACCCAGGGCUGGCUUUAGGAGUGAGACAGAGAAAUCUUAACCUGACAGGUGAUAUUCUUGCUUGUCUAACCCAGGGCUGGCUUUAGGAGUAAGACA
Molecule: messenger RNA, 2347 nt
Organism: Mizuhopecten yessoensis (Yesso scallop)
Lineage: Eukaryota; Metazoa; Mollusca; Bivalvia; Pectinida; Pectinidae
Product: protein-tyrosine sulfotransferase 1-like
Exons: 4
Coding region: 809-1927 (372 amino acids)
Biological process (GO): peptidyl-tyrosine sulfation
Cellular component (GO): Golgi apparatus
Molecular function (GO): protein-tyrosine sulfotransferase activity
Source: RefSeq, a predicted model, not a curated record